Molecule: messenger RNA, 1203 nt
Organism: Sesamum indicum (sesame)
Lineage: Eukaryota; Viridiplantae; Streptophyta; Magnoliopsida; Lamiales; Pedaliaceae
Molecular function (GO): protein binding
Source: RefSeq, a predicted model, not a curated record
AUGUCUUUGGUUGCAGCAGAUGAGUUUGAAUUGGCAUUUAAACUUAAGUCCAGUUUAUCAUCUUUUGGGUUAAUCCCCGAUAGUUGGACCUAUUCAAUUUUGCUCAGUUGUUACUGCAAGAAAAAUGAGCCGUUUGAAGCUAAAAUUGUUCUUGACCACAUGCUGCAAAAUGGGUUCCAACCUAAUGUUGCUACUUUUACUGCAUUGAUCAACUCAUUUUGCGGAACUGGGAGACUGCAAGAUGCCUUUGAGGUGUUUGACAUAAUGUCUAGAAUAGGAUGUGAGCCCACAAUUAACACAUACAAUUGCUUGUUGAAGGGGUUGUGCUAUGUCGGGAGAGUGGAGGAAGCUUAUGACUUGAUGGCGGGCAUCAGGAAGUCGUCCUUGAAGCCAGACAUUUACACUUACACUGCAAUGAUGGAUGGCUUUUGUAAAGUGGGCAGGUCGAAUGAGGCAUUAGAGUUACUGGAUGAAGCUUUAGAAAUGGGUUUGAAGCCGAAUGUCGUCACCUAUAACACCCUGUUUAAUGGCUACUUCAAAGAGGGGAGGCCUUUAUGUGGUUUUGGUCUAUUGAAGCGAAUGAGGGAGAGGAAUUGCAAGCCUGAUUGCAUUAGCUAUAGCACGAUGUUGCAUGGAUUGUUAAAAUGGGGUAAAAUCAAAGCAGCUUUGGGGAUUUAUAAUGAAAUGGUUGAAAUUGGUUUAGCAGUUGAUGAGAGGAUGAUGAACACCUUGUUGAGAGGUUUGUGUAGGCGUUCAAGAAAAGAGAAAGAGCUGCUGAAAGAUGUGUCCAAUGUGUUUGAAGAAAUGAGGAAUGGAAACUAUACCAUUUACCCUGGUGUGUUUGAUUUGGUGGUUGAAGCCUUUUGUAAUGGAAAGGAGACGAACAGGGCUUUUCAGAUUUUCAAUGAGAUGGUUAAGAUUGGAUAUUCACCCAAGACAUUCACCUUCAACAUUGUCAUUCAUUCCCUUUGCUGUGUUGGAGAGGUUGACAAGGCACUGGCGGUUUUGAUGCUGAUGCACAAAGACAGAAAACCUAGCGGAAUUCCAUUCAACAUCUUAAUUGAUGAGUUGAAUCAACAAGGAAGGUCAUUAGAGGCUUGCCGUGUUUAUGGGGUGGCAUUGAAAAGGGGGGUGGUGCCUACGAGGAAGCCUACCUACUGCUUGGCUGAACAAAGGCCACAUAAUGGAUGGUAUACUUCAUGA